AUGGUCACGUAUGACCCAGCUCAAAACAUCCGGGAUCGCAAAUCUGAAAAAUCCCGUGCUUUAAGUCACGCUGCCAAAGUGUCGCACUUGCGGCGGCGUGUCGGCAAACGUACGGAUUCGGGUUACACCAAGUCUAAAGAGAUCAAUAUUGUGGCCAAUAAUCCUCGAAUCUGGGCGACUUCUGACUCAGCCAGACGUGCCAGCUUGCGGCGCCUUAGUUGCCGGCUUUUGACAGUGCUCAACCGAGGCAACAGCGACCCAUUUGAAACUACAGCGAUAACUAUCACGCCCGAAAUUUCUAUGUUAUUCGCUUUAUGGAUGACUCAUUAUGAGAGCAACGUUGUGUCUACUACUCGCAAGCUAAGUGAAGCCACGUUACGACAAGACAUGGUCCUUGGCAAUGAGCUCCAGAUGAGAUCUGUAAUACUCGCCUGCCAAGCUCUCCACUGUAUACAACUCGCAUACAACGAUGAUCUACAGGUCAAAACCUUGCAGUACAAGGAGAGCUGCUUGCAACAGCUCAGCAAGAUCAACAUAUUACCAUCAGACGCGGAAAUAGUACCCUUCAUCAAAGCCCUUACGCAUACGUUUAUUGCCGCCGUACUUCUCAACGAAGUAAACGAGGCGAAAAUACACGAAAGGCAACUUCGCCAACUUCUGACUGUCGUUCAGGGCGCGCAGUUUUGGAGUAACGAAGAUCAGAAUCUUCUCCUCAGUCGCGUCUAUUAUUACGACCAAAGAUGCGCUCUAGCGUACGUACAUGCACCGGUUCUAGAGCCUCACGUCAUUGGCCAGUACCGGGAGUUGUUUCCAAGUCCAGUUCUCGAAUGGUUGCAGAACCGACCAUCUGGCUUUUGUGUUGUGGGGGUGCCUACAUUCAGCAAGGAUAUUGGCGAAAUUUUCCAUCUGCUGCAAAGCCAUAUUGAUAUCGUGUGCCAUGGUUUGCCAGCAUUGUCUGGUAAGCUUGACGAAGAUGCCAUCUCUGGUCCCGUCCUCUACUCCAACCACCUCACAUCCAUGGCUUUUAAGCACUUAGAACUGGCUCACGAACAAUCCUUGGUCGCGAUCGAUACGAAGACUAGAUUUUUCUGGAAAAAUGAAGUUGUGCUCACACUCGCAGUACUGGUAUUCCUUGCGUCUACGGUGAAUGGUCCCAACAUUGUAAGUCUACGACAGCGUGGAGAGAAAGCUAUCAGGAGUCUUCAAUGCUCUUUAGAGCGUGUUUGGCAGGAAGCUGCUUACGUUCACGAUUCAUGGCUACACCGAUACGCGCAGGUAUGGGUGCUUUACAUGGGCGCGGUAUGGGAGCUGGAUAGCGGUGAGUAUGAUAAAGGCAAUAACUGGUUCACGAAGUAUUUGUGGCAUAAUAUCCGAGAGAACGAUAUUGAGUCCUGGGACGAACUCAUGGAAAUUACCGACAGCUUCCUACAUGUCCCUCGACACUGCGAACCAGGCUCGAUCUGGUUUUUGGGCAUGGCUGAUCUCCCGGGGGAAGUUAGGUCUAAUGGAUGUGAGACUACGAUUCCAGCGACGCUAAAUAAGGUGUUAUUUCCUGAUUAA
Molecule: messenger RNA, 1560 nt
Organism: Cyphellophora europaea CBS 101466
Lineage: Eukaryota; Fungi; Ascomycota; Eurotiomycetes; Chaetothyriales; Cyphellophoraceae
Exons: 1
Coding region: 1-1560 (519 amino acids)
Source: RefSeq, a predicted model, not a curated record